AUGCCCCCCAGCAGAAAGGAAAUCAGUGUCCAAUGUGUGAUUCACCUCCACACGUGUGGGUUUGACUCCCGUGUCUCUCUGUUACCCCUGCAGAUGAACAAUUCUGAGAGCCACCCUGGCGAGAACCAGACCAUCUCCCCUGGGUUCAUCCUGGUGGGGUUUUCCUACCUCAACGAGCUGCAAAUCCUUCUCUUUCUCCUUCUGCUGCUCAUCUACCUCCUCACCCUGAUGGGGAACCUGCUCGUUAUCCUCCUGAUAAAGCUGAACCCCUCCCUCCACACCCCCAUGUAUUUCUUCCUGGUCAACUUGUCCUUCUUGGAAAUGUGCUUCACCUCCAGCGUGGUCCCGCAGUUGCUGGUUCACCUGCUGGUGGAGGAAAAGACCAUCUCCCUUGUGGGCUGUGCAGCCCAGAUGUACGUCUACAGUAUCAUGGGCCUCACAGAAUGCUGCCUUCUCGCGGCCAUGGCCUACGACCGCUACGUGGCCAUCUGCCACCCCCUGCACUACACCACCAUCAUGAGCGGCCGGGUGUGUGCAGAGCUCGCGGGGGCGUCAUGGCUCAUCAGCAUCACGGUGGAGAUUGUUCCAACGGUCUGGAUCUUCAGCCUGCCUUUUUGUGGCUCCUACUGCAUCCACCACUUCUUCUGCGACAUCCCCCCCGUGCUGAAGAUGGUCUGCGCCGACACAUCGAACAUUAGGAUUGUGGGGUUCAUUGUGACAGGGCUGUUUGUCAUUAACCCUUUCCUGUUGAUACUCCUGUCCUACGUCCGCAUUAUCUCCACCAUCCUCAAGCUGCCAUCGGCAGAGGGGAGGCGUAAAGCCUUCUCCACCUGCUCCUCUCACCUCACAGUGGUGACUUUUUUCUAUGGAACGGCCCUGAUCACCUACCUCGUGCCCAAGUCUGAUUCCACCAAGGAGAGUGAUCAAAUGAUUUCUCUUAUGAACACCAUUGUGGCACCCCUGUUGAACCCCCUAAUAUACACACUGAGGAACAAAGAGGUGAAGGGAGCCAUGAGAAAAGCAGUGGUGAAGAGUAUCUUUGCACACAGCCGGAGAAAUUAG
Messenger RNA from Pelodiscus sinensis (Chinese soft-shelled turtle), 1062 nucleotides. RefSeq names its product olfactory receptor 10A4-like. Gene Ontology annotation, molecular function: olfactory receptor activity; G protein-coupled receptor activity. Gene Ontology annotation, biological process: G protein-coupled receptor signaling pathway. Gene Ontology annotation, cellular component: membrane. The record is from RefSeq and is a predicted model, not a curated record. Lineage: Eukaryota; Metazoa; Chordata; Testudines; Trionychidae.